This is a messenger RNA of Ascochyta rabiei, 1632 nucleotides long. RefSeq names its product Oligosaccharide translocation protein rft1. NCBI's taxonomy places the organism in Eukaryota, Fungi, Ascomycota, Dothideomycetes, Pleosporales, Didymellaceae. Gene Ontology annotation, biological process: glycolipid translocation; dolichol-linked oligosaccharide biosynthetic process. Bases 1 to 1632 code for a protein of 543 amino acids. Gene Ontology annotation, cellular component: endoplasmic reticulum membrane. The transcript has a single exon. The record is from RefSeq and is a predicted model, not a curated record.
AUGUCACAGACAAUCCUGUCGGCCUCUGCGAAAGGGGCCACCUUUCUUAUCCUCCUGCAGGUUGCUUCGAGAGCGCUCACGUUCGCUGUCAAUCAGGUCUUGCUCAGGUUUCUUUCCCCGGAGCUUCUCGGCGUUUCCGCUCAACUAGAGUUGUUUUCCAUCUCCGUGCUCUAUUUUGCACGCGAGAGCUUGCGUGUCGCUCUCCAGCGCCAAGCACACGGAACUCAAGCUGUCGUCAACCUUGCCUAUCUCGCAGUAAUUACCGGGCUUCCUUUGACGUACCUCCUCGCUCAUCUAUGGCUUCGAUCAGUUACGCCAAAUGUGCCUUACUUUGUACGCGCUUUGGGCCUGUAUUGUAUUGCUACAUUCAUUGAGCUCGUGACUGAGCCUGCGUUCUCAGCCGUACAGCAGAAGUUGCUGUACAAGGUUCGAGCAAGCGCUGAGAGCACCGCUACUCUGCUCCGAUGCUUAGGAACAUGCGGCUCCGCCAUCUUGGCGAGUCUUGUUGGCAUUGACAUUGGAGUUCUGCCGUUCGCUAUCGGACAGCUGGCUUACGCUCUAGGGCUGCUGGUCGUGUACUUGUACAACAUGUGGCCAGUCGCGCGUAACGAAGAUUUCACGUUACUGCCGAAGCAGCUUUCGCUGACAGGAGAUUCUUCCAUUACAUUCAAUUACUUUUCGACACCUCUUCUUCGGCUCACAGGAUCUUUGACACUGCAGUCGGCCCUUAAGUUCAUCCUGACGCAAGGGGACUCUCUCUUGAUCACAACAUACACAUCGCUCGCUGACCAAGGCGCCUAUGCUCUCGCAUCCAAUUACGGUGGCCUGAUCGCUCGUAUGCUGUUCCAGCCUAUCGAGGAGAGCAGCCGUAACAUGUUCGCAAAGCUGUGCGCAUCCGAGCCGGCGCCAAACACUAAGGACCGGAACGAAGGACCUCAGUCACAAGAGCGAAAGCAGAACAUAUCGCAGGCAGCAAAAGUGUUGACCAUCAUUCUGCGCCUGUACACCAUCAUCUCGUUGUUCGCAGUCACGUUGGGCCCAACGCUCGCCCCACUGCUUUUGUCUGUUGUUGCGGGUAGGAAAUGGUCUGCGACAACAGCUUCGAAAGUCCUAGGCACUUACUGUUACUACAUCCCCUUUUUAGCGAUCAACGGAGUGACAGAAGGGUUCGUAGCUGCGGUUGCUACCAACAAAGAGCUGUACGCACAAUCCGUAUCUAUGGGCUUCUUCUUCGCUGCAUUUUCCGGCAGCGCGUGGUUCUUCAUCGGACAUUUGGAACUUGGUGGUAGUGGAGUGGUGCUUGCAAACACAGUCAACAUGGCAUUGCGUAUUUCGUGGAACACCUGGUUCAUCAGAAGAUUCUUUGGUCAAAAGGAUAUCUUUUUCAAACUGUCGGACACGCUUCCCUCGAUCACAUCUCUUGCGCCAGCAGUCAUUGUUCCCACUCUGAUGCAGAUGAGACCCGGUUUCAAGUACCUUGCAAGGUUUGGUGUGUUUGGGGAGCUGGUCAGUACGGGCGCAGUCGCUGGACUGUAUGCUGUACACGUUCUUUUCUUCGAACGACAAUUCCUUCUGGACUGUUACCGUAUGCUGAGGCCAGCGCGCUCUGCUCAGCCAACGAAAGCACAGUAG